CGAAAAUGAUGUUCCUUGCAAGCGUGGGAGGGCGGCUGCUUGGAGGCAGCAAGAGCGACGACAAGAAGGACAGCAAGAAGAAGAAAGAUGACGAAGAUGCAGCCGAUGAGGAGGAGGCCAAGGCAGAGGGCAAGAAGGGCGGCGACGAGGGGGAUGAGGAGGCUGAGGAUGAGCUAACGCCUCCGCCCGAGAAGGUAAUACCGCUGGACCAGUUCUUUGCGCGUGUGGAAAAGAUCCAGGAGGGCUGGAAGAGACGGGGCGCCAGCGACCAGGAAGCGCAGCACUGGAGCUACCCACGGAGAUGGCAGGUGCGGACAUUCAUGUAUCACUGCAAUGCCCACAUCUGCAUGGUCCCUGUUUCUUUUGUGAAGGUGAAGAUAUGGGACAUGCGGAUAGAGAACCUCACUCAGGGGCCCCAGUAAGCAAUCAUAACGAAGCCUUGACUUAUUCAUGACCUUGCCUUGAUUUGAGCUCUAUGGAAACAGAGACCUCUUCUGCGACUUCACAUUCGGCGGCUACAGUGAAGGACUAAUAGUGGCUGACAACAAGAAGGAGCGUGUGUACGUGGCCGCUAACCCAGAGAGCCUCAGGAAGCAGUGCUUCGUGCGCACCAGUGUGCAGGAGGGCAUUGCUCCCGAGGAGACACGAGACUUCGACCUGCAGGAGAUCUUUGAGUAUCGGGCUUCCUACCUUGACCUCGAACUUGAGAAGGUCGUCGUGCAGGUGCGGCUUGGAACGAGUGAGGACUAUCACGCGUCUCUUUGCAUUUGUCAGCGCCCUUUUGUGUCUGUCUCGUGCGUGUCAGGUUUGGCAGUGGUAUCGGCGAGCGCUCAACAAGCUGGUUGGGACACUGGAGAAGUCGCUGGUGAAUUUCGCGCAGGGAACGGUGUAUUUCGAUGAGACAAUCAAGCAGAAGGUCAAGAGGGUGGGAAUGGUCGACGUCUGUCGGGUGAGCUUCCAGCUGUAUUUCCAAGAGAUCUAUGACUUCGAGCUGCUGUUCAACAACUGGAGCAUCGAGAAGAUCAUGCACCCCAACAAGGCACAGUGGAUGCUGCAAAGAACUAUUGACGAGAAAACAGGCGGCGGAGGACACAUCGGCGUGAGAUGGAUCGUGUCAGAGAUCAACCGCCAGCUGGACAAUUUGGCAGACAUGGAGAUGCUCCCAUUCGGCAAUCUCCGGAGGGCCAGCGUCGUUGAAGAGCGAGUGAGGCCGUACGAGCGUGGCUCACAAGAUCUGGAAAUGGGGGAGGACGAGCAGCAGGAGAAGUCUUCAUCGAAGGCGUCGUCUGAGGUCAAUUCCUCCGAUGUGGGCGAGAGAGAGCUGCCCCAUUUCAUCCCGACGACCAACACACUGGAGGCGGAGGAGCUGUGCAACCCGCGGCUGUACCUGGAGAUCCCCUCGCGGGAAGGCGUCAUGUACAGGAGCCCCAUGAACAAACUGGCUUGUACAAGCCCCAUGCAGAAGCGCACCAACAACCCUUCCUGGGACUCCAUUGGUGUUCUGUACUUCCGCGGCACGGCUGCCGAUCUGGAGAACUCUGCACUCAAUGUGCGCAAGUAAAGACACUGCACAAGCAGUGAGACACACAGUUUCCUUGUGCCUGCGGUUGUUUUUGUUUGUAUCAGGUCCGUGCAGUGGAUGAGCGGACCAAGCGGCUGAUCGGCAGUGCCUUCAUGCCGUUGAAAGGUGUGCUGGAGUCGGGCUAUGUCCGUCGCCAGCUAAAUGCGCCCCUUGCCCUGGCCAACAGGGCAGACUCCGAAGGGAUCGACGUCUCUUAGUGGUUCUUUGGUCUCGUACACGGCAAGGUGGGAAAGCACCAUGGGACACACUGCAACAAUAAGGCUUGUGCAUGUCGAUCUCUCGUGCAGGUACAGAUCCUGCACCAGCCUCGGUACCGUCAGGUUGGGGACGUGUUGGAGAUCAUUCCGGGCGCGUUUUAUCUGAUCGUCCGUGUUAUCGAGAUCGACCACUUGUAUACGCGAGACGACAGGGACCAGAUCGACUCGUGUGUACAAGUGACAUUCGAUGGUACCUCGCGCCACACCCGGCCCAUCAGGGGCUCGCUGAAGCCGGAGUACCAAGUGAGACCGACAUAGAUGGGAGGAGACCCGUUUUAUACCUGCGGCUGUUGUCCAGGACGAGCUUGCGUUUGCGAUCCGUCUGUCUCCAUACAAGAUUCGCGAGGGCGAGAGCAAGGGCGAGGAGCGAGUGGCCAUGUCGGAUGUCAAGGCAAAGGGGCCAAUCGCAUUCGAUGUCUGGGGAUUCGCAAACGAUAUCGAGGGUCAACCAACCAAUAAGCAAAGCAAAGGCCUGUGUAUGUGAAUUGCUGUGUCUGCGUCAGGCAGCGAUCAUUUGGGUGGUGUUGAGGUGCCUCUGUGGGAAAUACUGAGCGACAAGGACGGCAAGCCAUUUCCGGCCAAGGAGAAGAAAUGCCUCAAUGUGUAAGCAAGUAGACAAUUACAGGCCCGGGAUGCGAUCGUCAGUCAUUGAUUGAUUGGUUGCUUGUGUGCAGAGUGAGUGGCAAGGAGGAGGCGUACAAGGCGUAUGUGUGGUCGGGCCGCAAGGACCUCACGCUCACGUGGACACGGGAGAAACAGCCCAGACUUAAACUGCAAGUGAGACAUGAAGACGCGUGUCUCUCACAUGGUCAGAUGAGACUCUGCCUUGUUUGCGUUGGCAGAUUUGGACAAAGCCAAGCCUGAUUGACCUACUCGAUGCACCAUUGUAAGAUGUCUGGAUUCUCAGAAAUUACAUUUUUAUCUUUCCAUUUGGUGCAGACCUCGCACCGAAGCGGCUCACAGCUCGACGGACGGUCUUCCGAAAGCCAUUGCAAAGAACUUCACCAAACACAAGGCCAACUUUGACGCCAAGACGAGUGCCCAUCGUAUCAAUGAUCGCUUCUUUCCGUCCAUGGCCAUCGAUCAGCGGCAGCGGGAACACUUCCUGCCGACCUAUCUCACGGCCGUCACCCCACCAAAGGACCUCGACAACGAGAACGUCAUCGCAUACUUCAUACAAAACAUCCCUUUCUCAGCCGCCAGACCCCUCGACACAGUGGAGACAGACGGUGACGCGACUGGCAGACGGAGGAAACGGAAGCGGCUUGUGAUCACCAGCCCAGAUUUCUUCCUCAUGACCAAAGUCGGACCGCCAAUCGACCACUGCAUCCUCCACUGUAGCAUCCUCUUGGGCUAUCCCACGCCUGCAUACGUCUGUAUUGGGACGCUGUGGAACAGGCGGCCGCAUGCGUGGGUCAUGACAUGGCAUUCGGAGAGGCUCACUGUCAAGUAAGCCUUUCUGUGUCCAUUUUGCUUGAUUGAUGAAUACGUUUGUGUCGUCAGAUUUUGGGAGACGACACCUUUCACGACUUACAACCAGCCUCACCGAUUCUACGAUACGGAACGGGCGAAGAAGUAACCCUGCAGUCAAGGCCUGCAAUGGCGCACAUUCUUCUUCCUUGUCACUUGCUGCAGGCUGAUUGAGCAGAUAGAGGCAAGGCAGCCUUCUGCUCUCGACAAAUUUGUCCACGUAGACACACAAAACGUGAAUCUGUUUGGGCUUGCAUCCCUGCUGGUGCUUUUCCUCGUACAGGACAUGAAGACUCGGGAAAAGAGAAGGCAUCGAGAAGAAAAAAAAGGCGUAUGCACGUGAAGAGACAUCGGCACAACAUACGUUUAUGAUCUCUGUUUUUGUUUGUGGCUGCAGAGCGACGGAGAGACAAGGCCGUCAAACUCGACGAGGAGUCAUCCUUAUUCCCCGUGUAAGCCACACUGAAAACUCCAGACAAGACGAUCACAUGUCCCAUCUCCCUGUUCGCUGUCGAUCAGCACCAGUGGCGAUGGGGAGACGGACGGCGACAGUACGCAGAGGUCAUUUGAGGAGCAUGACCCUCUGCCCUACCGCAGUAUCGAUGUGGUCUUUGAUACCACCAACGUCUGGGCUAACCUGCAGCACCACAGCCCCGCCAAGAUCUACUAUGACCUGUGGAACGAUGUACGCUGAGAAAGAUCCACUGUAGCCUUCUGUCUCGACUUCACGGGUCCGUGCAACUGUGCAGGAGCUUUGGUAUCCGUUCCACAGGACGAAGGAGCCGCUGAGGCCGUUCUACUCUCCGAAGUCGCUCACCGCGGCCAAGGACCCCAACAAGGACGAGCGACGUCUGCGGCAGAUGGAGGACAUUCACGACAGGCUGCAGUAUGAAAUUGCCACACACCGCACCUCACUCAGCCUCAGCACCAAAUUCCACCGAGACGACAAGCUCGAGGCGUUCCUCCACAAGUGAGUGAGCCUGUAGGAGACAGCGACAAAUGUCUUAUGCGCGUCUUUUCUUCUAUCAGAGGUCUGAUGAUCUACGAGCAGCUGGAGAUUCGUGAGAGCUAUCAGGACUUGCAGUAUGCCAGGGCUCAGCUUAACGACUGGAAGUCGGUCAUGCAUACCAAGACGCCCGAGAAUCAUCGGCUGCUGAUGAGCUUCUUCCACUUCAACACGGUCAAGUCCACGACCAUCGCCCAGCGCGUCACCGAGCAGACGCCUUUUCUGGCCACAGUGAGGGAUCGCGGUGCUCGAUUCGCUAUUGGCGUUUUGAAGACGAGCCUGCCGGAAGGCAUGUCAUCCGUUUUUGUGGUGGUCGCCUGUGUGAGCCCCGUCACCCAGGAAGAGCGAGAUCGGGAGCUGCUGGAGAAAAGAGAGGUGACUGCUGGCCGAGUUUGGAUGCUGGAGAGCUGCGCCUAUGUAUGUGUUUGCAACUGUCUGUGUGUCAGCAAGAAGAGGAGCAGCGGCGGAGACAGAAGAUGGAGGAGACACAGACACGCAUGCUGGAGCAAAAGGCUGCCGAGACUGAGAAAGAGUCUGUGUCCGAGUCAGAGACACCCGCGGCUAUCGCUAACGGGCAGAUCGAGAGCGAGGAGGAGGAAAAAGGGGGCGAUGGGAUUCAAGAAGAAGGUGAGCCGAUUGAAGCAGGGGGAGAAGAUGAGAAUGCUGGAGACGAGGAAGCAAGCUACGCUGGGGAAGAACAAGAGGGGCACGGCGACCACGAAAUCACGAGGGAAGAACCGCCUACACACCGGGCUCCUCGAGCUGACAUCGCCGCUGCUACAGAUUGGCAGAAGCAAGAGGACGACGAGCUUGCCAUCACAACGGGAGUGACGACAGAAUACAAGACAAAACGGAGGAGAUCGCGGGAAAGAGAUCAAGUGGACGACGACCACAGAAGGUCGACCAUCGGCAGUACUCGUCUGAGGCCUCCUCCCCCUCCACAGGAUGAGAACGUCGCGAUCGAUCGCCCCGCCUUUCGCCAGUCAAUGCUCAUGUUCAUCAAUGUGGCCAAGAAGACAGGCGAUGACAUGCACGGUCCGAGCACGAAGGACGCCUGCAUUCACGUCAUGUCGCAAUCCCUCUGUCUCUUUUGACAGAGAUUAUUGCGAGCACGAGGCGUGAAAGCGCCAUGAUGCCAGAUCAGAGGUGGCAUUGGGAUAGUGAGGACGAGCCACAUGUUGUGGACCGGAAGCGGCGGGAAGAGGCGUGGCAACAAGCCUUCCACCGCUUCUCAGUCAUCGCACAGGGCGGGGCCGACCCUCUGGAGCACCAAGACAUGGGCCCACCUGGCCAGCCCGAAGACACGAGCGAUGAUGCCGAUGACGAGCAGGAGGAAGACAGACCUGCGUCAGCAGCCCCAUCAGUCACUGAUCUCCAGCCCGUCACACCACGGGAUGCUCACAGACGCACGCGGCCGUCGUUCUCAUUACCACGGGAGGACCAAGACGAGGAGCAGCCCACAUCUGCGUCUGCAAGGAGAUUCGAAGACAUUCGUUUCGGAGAUGACGAUGUGGAAGACGACAGUGAUGAGCCAGUGACGUCUCACCAUGUCCCAAUGCAAGCACAUCGACCCCAACGGGCAGUCAGCUUCAAGGACGAUGCAUAUCUAUCGGAAGAGGGAUCACUGUCUUCAACGAGCAUGCGACGCAGCAGUGGAGGCUCGCCAAAGGGCAUCUUGAAGCUGCCUUCUGUCACUGUCAAUAGGAAGGCAUGACCGAUCCGUGGAGUGAUGUGAGCGAUUUCAACCC
This is a messenger RNA of Vitrella brassicaformis, 6063 nucleotides long. The record is from the annotation of a GenBank genome assembly. Lineage: Eukaryota; Vitrellaceae.